CUCGCAAAUAACAAUCCUCAAGAAGACACACAUUCCAACGUUAGGCUGCCGAUGCGGUGGGAAAUAACCUUCAUCUCCUGUUCGCCAAGUGCGGAUCUCGUGGUGGUUAGGGAACGCUCCCUCAGGUUUCCAGGGAUCCUAAUCCCAAUAUCCACGGCCAGCUCCUGAUAUACAUACGAAGGGCAUUGAGGAUAACUACAUGAAGGACACCAAUGGCCUUGGUGAGAUGGUGAACAUCUCGGUCUUCGACCAAGUGCCACCCAGACUAGAACACGGAACACUCGACAGGACGAUUCUCGUUUACAACAACUAUUUCAAACUCACGUUCCCGGGCUUUCGGAGGCACCCUAGGGCGGCCAUGGCCUUGGUGACCGAGGUGAUUGUGUGGUCUCCGUAGCAUCAGAGGCGGCGGCGGCGGUCGUCAUUGUACUUGGCUUGUUGAUAUUUGAUAAUUUAUAUGCAUUCCUCGC
This is a messenger RNA of Hyaloscypha bicolor E, 470 nucleotides long. RefSeq lists its product as uncharacterized. The coding region runs from base 200 to 397 and encodes 65 amino acids. The record is from RefSeq and is a predicted model, not a curated record. Lineage: Eukaryota; Fungi; Ascomycota; Leotiomycetes; Helotiales; Hyaloscyphaceae. The transcript has 2 exons.